AUGUCCACUAACACAAACAUCUACAUAGGCACCGACUUUGAAUGGGCCAUCCGGUCAACCGCCACCCCCCCUCCUCCGGAACAGCCGGAACAGCAGCAGCAACAGCAGCAGCAGCAGCAGCAGCAGCAGCAGCAGCCACCGUACCCAGUACAGCCCAGAGAACAAGGUAACGAACCACUCACAAACAUCUACGAAGGCACCGACCUCGAAUGGGACAUCCAGUCAACCACCGAGGCCUCUCCUCCGCAACAGCAGCAGCAACACGACCCAACCGAUCCCUCAGCCACCUCAAAGCUCUCCUGGACCAAAAAUCCUGCCAAUUACGAGUGCAACUUCUGCCCCCAGGCAUUCAAGUUCAAAUACACCCUCAAGGACCACCUCCUGGAGUGCCACCCCAACGAGUAUAAAGCCGUGGAAAAGGCCAAUAACACCUGCGAGCAAUGCCAUCGGGUCUUCGCGAGCUUUUCGAAUCUCAGACGCCACAUCAAGGAGAUGCACGCUGUCGCGGAAAAGCAAGUCGUCUGCAGGAAGUGCCACAUGAUCUUCGCUCGAGACGAGAGUCUCAAGGCCCACCUCCAGAAUUUCCACGCGGACAAGGACUUCGAGAAUGGUCGCGGUAAGUAA
Molecule: messenger RNA, 624 nt
Organism: Drepanopeziza brunnea f. sp. 'multigermtubi' MB_m1
Lineage: Eukaryota; Fungi; Ascomycota; Leotiomycetes; Helotiales; Drepanopezizaceae
Source: RefSeq, a predicted model, not a curated record